Messenger RNA from Botrytis fragariae, 1326 nucleotides. RefSeq names its product putative brct domain containing protein. The record is from RefSeq and is a predicted model, not a curated record. The transcript has 5 exons. Lineage: Eukaryota; Fungi; Ascomycota; Leotiomycetes; Helotiales; Sclerotiniaceae. Bases 1 to 1326 code for a protein of 441 amino acids.
AUGUCACUCGCAGGCGACUUCAUCGCCGAGCAUCCCGGUCCCAACGCCGAAUCCCAAUGGAACUAUGAGAAAAUUAGUAAAUGGAUUACUAUUCACGGAGGCGAGUAUGCGAGGGAAGUGGAUGAGUAUACGACGCAUUUGAUUGUGACUAUUAAGGAGUAUAAGAAGAAGGGGGCUCAGGUUCGCAAAGCAAUGGCUAUGGGGAAACGAUGCCAUAUAGUUGUCAUUGACUGGCUAGUCGAUUGUCUGACUUUAAAAACUAACAAGAAGAAGAAACUUGUCGUUACGGGAUAUACACUUGGUCGUGUAAUUCGUCGUUUACAUCAUACUGAAGAUCAGAAGAUUAAAUAUCGACAGAGAUUCGAGGAGAAUGUGAAAGCGAGUAAGGAAUUGUGUGAUGAUCGACUCAAUCAUGUUUAUGUCGAUCAGACGAAUUUCGAAUACAAAGUCGUCCUCACUCGUGUUCUUCUGCAUGGCAAAAACAAGAAUCAGAAAUAUACAGUCUACCUCUUCGAAUCCAAUGCUCAACCGCAUACCUACAUGGCUGGAGCAAAACUAACAACUGCGUAUCAAAGUCCCUCUUAUCUUCGAGAAGAUUGCCGUCCUAAAGUCUACGCUGACGCCUUCCUCGAUUUCAAAAAUAUCUUUAAAUCCAAAACCGGCAUCGAAUGGGACGACCGCUAUGAACCCCUCCCAGAAAAUCAUCCCGGAGAUCUAUUCCGAUUUCAAAGACCCACCUUAGGUCGACCAAUGGGCAUGCUACCUUCUUGGCGCAAAGCGCCCAGCUGGAAAGAUGCCGAAUCCGGUUCCAUACCCCACGAAACUGGAGUUGAUUCCUGCGGUGAGGAAAUCCAAGAUAGAGAUGAAGAAGCCGAAGACGAAAGCAGCGAAGUCGAGAAAAAAGAACGCGAGAAUGAGAGGAGAAGAGAGAGAAUGAUGAUGGUGGAGAGAACACGAGUGAUCGAGGAGAGAAAGAAAAAAGAGGAAUUCGAAUAUGAUAGUGAUAGUGAGGUGGAUGAUGAUGAGGCGUUCGAUGAGUUGAUGAGAGAUUCUGUGUCAGCUCCUGUUCCUACUCAUCGUCACGCACAUCUUGCGCAGCUUCCUAGACCGCAAAAUGGGAGGGAUAUGCAGAAGGAAAAUGUAAUCGUUAUAUCGGAUUCAGGCACGGAGACGAAUAGUAGUGAUCCGAAUACUGAGGAUGAGGAAAUGGAAAAUCCAACUUCUCCUCCCAGAACUCCCAGAACUCCUAUCGCAAACCGCAUCUCGCAUGCAAGACCCACGUUUUCCACCUCGGGAAACUCUGUCGACAAUGCUAUUAUUUUAUGA